Meloidogyne enterolobii is the source of this 345-nucleotide messenger RNA. The record is from the annotation of a GenBank genome assembly. NCBI's taxonomy places the organism in Eukaryota, Metazoa, Nematoda, Chromadorea, Rhabditida, Meloidogynidae.
AUGUUGGUUCUUUAUCGCGUUUGGACGCAUCCAUACCUUUUGGUAGAACAUGUGAAACGUGAACAAUAUAAAUCUCAAAAUUCUAUUGAUGACUUCAUUGAUGAUGACUAUGAUUCAGAGGCAGAAAGUAAUGAUUCUGAUGAUAUUGUCGCUAUGGAUGCAUUAAAUGAUAAUCCCUCUACCUCUUCUGCUAACAAUAAAAAUAACGAGUUUGAAAAUCCUUUAGAAAAUUGGGCAAAAGAUUUAGUUUCUGAAAAGGAUCGAAAUAAUUUUGCUUUGAGCAACAAAUUACUACUACUUAUUGAAAUUAUUAAAAAAUGUGAAAAGAUUGGAGAUAAAUUGUAA